ACACAACACCACUUCUUUUCUUUUCUUAAUGAAAACGGUGAUCUCGUCGUUGCCACCACAGGAGAUGAAGAUCAGCUGUUGGAGGAAGUGAUGCAGGAAAAUGCCCAUAACGUAGAUCCACUCAAUGACUGGAAGGGGGAAGCACAAAGAGCCUGGCUGCUGUGGUCCGGAAGGUCUUUAACUCUCUCUCGGGGACGAACACAACUCAAAAGCACGUUCUGGUUGAUGGCCUUUUUUUUUCUUCUAUUUUAUUUUUUUAUUUAGUUUUACUCUACACGUGGAGAAUAAUGUUAUAUCGGCGUGGAAGUUGUUUCUGCCAGCUGCCAGCUAGUCGGCUAGCGGAGUUGACGCGACGAGUUUGACUCAGUUUGCCUCGGCUCGUGCCCGCUCGCCUUGGACAACUUACCAACAACUUCCUUUGUGUUCGGGCUCCAACCCGCCGCGAUGUGUGUCCAGCGCCCCGCGGCUCAACUGUCCAAAAGGUGCUGCAGAUUUCAAGGGCACAAUGAUGGGGCAGAGUAGGAAGACACUUUGAUCCGUGGCCAGUGCCAUCUCACUGUCUCCCUGGUUUUAAAUCUAGCAGCUCAAGACCUGGAUCGAUGGUAGAUUUGGCACAGGUCUGAGGGUAUGUUGAGACAUCUCACCAGGCCUGAGCAGAGGCGUCUAGGUGGUUCGGACGGGGACUGAAGGCGGGGAGGAAAGACAGACGAGGGACCAGGAAGGAAGACAUGGGCCAGUGUGUCACCAAGUGUAAGAAUCCAACGUCUUCACUCGGCAGUAAGAGUGGAGACAAGGAGAGCAGCUCUAAGUCCCACCACAAGAAAGGCAGCGGUGGUGGUGGGGCCCAUAAAGAAGAGCCCAGUGCCCUAUCUAGCAAAACCACCAGCGAGCUGUCGAAUGGCACCAAGGCCUUGGAAGUUACAGUGGAGACACCUGUCAUACCCGCAGUGAUGGGGGAACCUCGCAAGGAUCAGUUUCUGGAUGCAGACGGGCUGUCAAUUUUGCGCAUGGAGGAGCUGUUCUGCUGCUACAAGGACGAACAAGACGAUGCUAUCUUGGAGGAAGGCAUGGAGAGGUUUUGCAAUGACCUGUGUGUGGACCCAGCAGAAUUUCGCGUGCUUGUUCUGGCCUGGAAGUUUCAAGCCGCCACUAUGUGCAAGUUUACAAGGAAGGAGUUUGUUGAGGGCUGCAAGGCCAUCCAGGCAGACAGCCUCAAAGGCAUCUGCUCACGUUUCCCCUGCAUGCUGCUGGAUGCACGAGGCGAGGAGAACUUCAAGGACCUGUACCGCUUUACCUUCCAGUUUGGCUUGGACGCUGAGGAGGGACAACGCUCUCUACAGCGUGAUAUCGCUAUUGCCCUGUGGCGCCUUGUUUUCACCCAGGACUCCCCUGUGAUCCUGGAGCGCUGGCUGGACUUCCUAGCGGAGAACCCCUCAGGUAUUCGGGGCAUCUCACGGGACACGUGGAACAUGUUCCUCAACUUCACCCAGGCGAUCGGGUCUGACCUCAGCAACUACAGCGAGGAUGAGGCGUGGCCUAGCCUCUUCGACACCUUUGUGGAGUGGGAGUUGGAGCGCAGGAAAAAAGAGGAGGAACAGGCACUGAUGGCAAAGGAGGAAGAGGGGAGGAGUACUGACACUGACUGUUCUCCUACCACAGAUACACUAGAAACAGAGGGAAGCCGAGGCUCACAGACGUGGGGGGGCCACUGACCAGGAAACCAAAAGUGUUUGUGAGGGAGGGAAGGAAAUGACCUAUAAGUGAACUGUGCAUCUGUGAAUCGUUGGAUGAAUAUUAGUAUUACCAUUACAGCUGUUCAUUUGGCUCUCUUUCUCUGUUGGGAUGGGAUUCCUGCUUUGCAACUUUUAUUUGGGGUUUUUGAAAGGGCUCUAUGAACUGUUUUAAGCACUUCUAUUUAAGUUAUUGUUUUACUUUUUUCUCCUCCCAUGUGUAUUUUUAGUAAAUGGACGUGGUCCAUUUUAACCUAUACCUACCUACCUACCUACCAUAACUCAACACAGUAAGUAAAGGCUUGGUUUGAAAAGCAGGCAACAGAAAGCCAUAACGCUUUACCACAAUUAUCAUUGAGACAGUUCACUUUGACCUGGUAACACUGCUGAUUUAUGUUUUGUACAAAUAGUAAAAAUACAAAUAAAUAAGAAGGGAAAUUUGGGAAACUAUAUACAAGUAAUUUCGCAUUACCAAAACAUGAGAUUUGUCAUAAGAGUCGGGGUUGGUGAAAUUGUUUUGAUUGGACUGAUCUAGUUAGAUUGUAUGCUUUUAACUUGCGGUGCAGUGAGGAUGAAUUUGUUGCACUGAUAUUGCCUUCACACCCGUUGGCCUGAAAUUUCACGGAAAACUGUAUUGGAUUACAAUUGUUUUCACAAGGGCGAUUUAAUUUAGUCAAUAAUACAAAUAACAUUUACAGUUUUAUCCUUAACUCAUGGAGUCACUAUAUCCAUUUAAAAUCAAAGUUGAUUUCCAAAGUAACCGACCCACUCUUUCUCCUGUGUUGAGUGUUUUUGAGUGUUACUAGUGCAGAGUGGCUAAGCUUGUUUAAGCAGUGCGUGCUCCUUGUUGACCUCCAGCAUCAUCAUUUUUAUGUCCACCUAUUUUCAAGAAGCGGUUAAGUGUAUACACCACAAGGAUGCUGGCUUUUCUCAGAUGCCCCAUAUUAAUUUUAGGAAGUCUUGUAACAUGACAAAUUGGGCUAAAGCUAGGUCUUCCUCAUUUCUGGACAGAAGAUGCCUAAACCUGCGUUACAUUCAGGACCAUAACACUGGGCACCACACAGAGCUUGUAUUGUUUACCGUCAGAAGUUCAAGAGUCUUCACGUCAUUGAAUCGCUAUACAAAAUAAAUAUAUAGUGUGCACACUGCACAAGUAAUGCUGACUGCUGCUGUUGAUGGUUAUAAUGGAUUGCACAAAAACCAAUGGCAUGCUAAGUUGCUAUACUUGCAACACUUUGCAGAGAGAUUGAUGUCAACUGCAUUAUUUCCAUUUUAAAAAUUCCCCAAACUGUAGAUUGAUCUUCAGUAUAGCCUAGGGUGUUUUGGGGAUGAGUGAGUAUUACCUAGACAUAUGCUGGUCGAUCAGUCCGCGAUUAUGGGUCCAGUGUGGUGAGAGGGCUGCCAUAACCUGAUCUGUUUGGUUUACAUCUACAAUGGUUUUAUUUUCAGACCCCCUUUGUCUUUUUUUAUUUUAUAUAUAAAAUGUAUUGAUUUAUAAUAAUAAAAACAGUGUUGAACUUUGAACUGUU
This is a messenger RNA of Scophthalmus maximus (turbot), 3259 nucleotides long. RefSeq names its product defective in cullin neddylation 1 domain containing 3 (gene dcun1d3). The record is from RefSeq and is a predicted model, not a curated record. Lineage: Eukaryota; Metazoa; Chordata; Actinopteri; Pleuronectiformes; Scophthalmidae. Gene Ontology annotation, biological process: protein neddylation; positive regulation of ubiquitin-protein transferase activity. Bases 729 to 1712 code for a protein of 327 amino acids. The transcript is spliced from 5 exons. Gene Ontology annotation, molecular function: ubiquitin conjugating enzyme binding; cullin family protein binding; ubiquitin-like protein binding. Gene Ontology annotation, cellular component: ubiquitin ligase complex.